AUGGAUGACGACGGCGCAGGUCCGAUGGCACCCGAGCCGACGCCGCCUCAGCUCGACGCGCCGGGACCGGUAGCGGACUCGCACUCCGUGCGCGACUUUCUGCAGGCGCAGCGUGCCUUCUUCGCGCACACUCACACUCAUGCGGAGCCUCCUGCCGACCUCUCCGCCGCCAGAGGCCUCGGCUGCGCGCCGUCGGCUGCGCGGCGCCGCCCCCCCGUCGCGCGGCCGCUCCACCUUCCGCCGGCUGGCGCGUCAGCCGUGCCAGCCCCAGGCAAGGAGAAUGCCUUGACGGUCUCAGGCCUGGAGGACUCCUUCCAGCGCGUGUUUGAGCAGGCCGCGCCGUCGGCGGCGCCUGGCGUGGAGGAUGCUGAGGCCGAAGCGCUGUCCUCUGCGGAGAUCCGCGAGCAGUUGCGGCUCCAGCUGGUCGCCGCGCGCUACGUGCAACAGGGCGCCGUGCCGCCCGCUGAGAUUCUGCUGAGAAUCCACCGAGCGCUUCCGGAGAAAGAGAAACGGAGAUGGGUCGCCGACCAAGACGGCGCCGUCAAGCCGGUCCUAGCGCAACUUCGGCAGAAAAUUCGUGAAGGAAGUCGCCAGGAGGCCUUUGCUCAGCUCGAAGAGCGACAGAGGCUUCUCGAUGGACUGCUGGAUGGCAAACAGCGGGAUCUCUACGAGCAGUUUUGCUACAUGCCGGAGUCUGUGAGGAUGCAAGCGGCACUGGAGCGUCGUCUUCACUCGCUGGCGCGUUACCAGGAGCGCCUCCGCGAGGCGGUGCUUGCCGAAGGCCGUCAGUCUCUCCUUCCGCCGGGCGGGUCGCUCCUCCUGCGACCGCAGGUGCCGCGCUCCUUGCACGAACGCGCCUUCCUCUGUCUCUGCGCCUGCGCGUCCUGCUGUCGCCGCCAGCACCCCGCCGCCUCGCGGCUGGUGAACGCGACGGCGGAGGCCGCGCAUAGUCCAGCUGGCGCGGCAGCGCAGAAGCAGAAGGCCACAGAGUCCGCGACGCUCCCGCCGAGCCGCGAGCGGGCGACCUGCGGCUGCUGCGGCUGCUGCUGCUACGGCUUCUGCGGCGCGACGGGGGCGUUCGCGCCCGCGGAGAAGAAGAAAGGCAAGCGCGACGAGGAGGAGGGUCGACGCGGAAAACUCGCGACGCGAUCCGCCGUCGCCUGGCCUGCCGCAUCGGGCUGUGGGCUCUUCGAGGCCCUCGGCGACGGCGGCGAGAGCGCGCUGAGCCGCGGCCCCGCCGGCCAGCUGCAAAAACUCGCAAUCAAGGCUCGGAAUCGCGCGCUGUCGGCAGUCCAGCAAGUCUACGCCGCAGUCCACGCGCGGCCCUGCCCAGCGCUUCAGCCGCCGCUGCGUCAACAGCAGCAGAAACGAAAGCUCUGGCAUCGAGCGGCCGCGCAGGUUCGCUCCGCGGAGCUCCGCGAAGAAUGGAGAGAAAAACGAGCGCUGGGGAAGCGCGUGGUCAACGCCACGGCUGCUCAGGUCGCGGCGAUCAGACAGAAGCAGCAGCAGCUGCGCGAGAAGGCACAGAAGGAAAGAAUGCGGCUGUUGAAAGAGAACGACAUGGCGAGUUACAUGAAGUUGGUGGAAGACACAAAAAACGCGCGCCUCCGCGAACUUCUCUCGGCGACCGAUGCCUUCUUGGCAGACCUCUCUGUCAAGGUUCGCGCGCAACAACUCGCGACGAAGGAUCUCACGAAGGAGCAUCAACUGAGCGAAGAUCGGCGGAAGAUGACCGAUAGCUUGGAAGAGGAAGGCGAGGCUGCCGCGGAGAAAAAGGGCGAAGGUCGCGCGGAGGCAGAGAAGCCCGAGCAGACAGAAAAGCAGAAGACCGAGCAAGGCGCGGGCUCAUGGGCGCUGGGGCAGGAUCAGUACUACGCGAUGUCGCACCAGGUGCGAGAAGAAGUCAAACAGCCGUCGAUUCUUAUCGGUGGAGACCUCAUGCCCUACCAAAUGGCGGGACUCUCGUGGAUGCUGUCCCUCUACAACAACGACCUGCACGGAAUCCUCGCGGACGAAAUGGGACUCGGCAAGACGAUUCAAACGAUUGCUUUGCUCGCAUAUUUGAAGGAAUUCAAGAACAAUCCCGGACCUCACCUGAUCAUCGUGCCGCUCUCCACCCUGCCCAACUGGACGGACGAAUUCCGUCACUGGUGUCCCUCUCUGAAAAUCAUCGCACUGAAAGGGGGUCGGCUGGAGCGGCGCGAGCUGCAGCGGGAACUGCGGCGGGGCGACUUCAACGUCUGCAUUACGACGUUUGACCUUGCGAUGCGCGAGCGCCACGGACUCUCCUAUCCUAACUGGCGGCAUCUCGUUGUGGACGAAGGUCACCGGAUGAAAAACAGCAAGUCAAAGUUUCACAUCUGCGUCUCCGAGUUCCGCGCGACGCAUCGCCUGCUGCUCACGGGCACGCCGCUGCAAAACAAUUUGGCAGAACUGUGGUCGCUUCUGAACUUUCUUCUUCCAAAAAUCUUCUCGUGCGCCAGCGACUUCGAGAAGUGGUUCAGUCAGCCGUUUGAAGGCAAAGGCAUGGCCGUGGAGAGUCACGACGCGGAGAGCGCCGGCAGCGCGUUUCUGAACGAGGAGGAGCGGCUUCUCAUCAUCAACCGGCUGCAUGCAGUUCUGCGGCCUUUCCUGCUUCGAAGAGUGAAGAAAGACGUUCUCAAAGACAUGCCGGAGCGAAAGGAAUACCUCGUUCGAAUCUCCCUUUCUGCGUGGCAAAAGGCCGUCUACAAGCAAAUCCAAGAAAAGGGACUCAGGACUGUGGAUCACGUUGGCAAUGUGACGAAGCGCGGCUUCCAGAAUACACUCAUGCAGCUGCGAAAGAUCGCGAACCAUCCUUACCUCUUCGUGGACGAGUAUCUUUUGAACGAAGACUUGAUUCGCGUCGCCGGCAAAUUCGAGUGCCUCGACCGCAUGCUCCCCAAGCUCCUCCACUUCAAACACAAAGUACUGAUCUUCUCUCAGAUGACGCAGGUCCUCGAUCUGAUGGCGGAGUACAUGCACCUUCGGGGCUACAAAUACGCGCGCCUCGACGGCAGCGUCGGCCUCCAUGAGCGGAAGGAGCGCAUGGCUGAGUUCAACAACGCCGAAGUCGAGACGAUGAUCUUCAUGCUUUCGACGAGGGCUGGGGGGCUCGGUCUGAACCUGCAGGCUGCGGACACGGUCAUCCUCUUUGACAGCGAUUUCAAUCCGCACCAGGAUCUGCAGGCCAUGUGCCGCGCGCAUCGUCUGGGACAGACGAAACAAGUCAAAGUGUUUCGUCUCGUGACCAUCAGCGGGGUUGAGGAGAUCAUCCUCGAGAAGGCGAACCGAAAGCUGUCGAUUGAUCAAAUGGUCAUUCAAGCGGGCAUGUUUGAUAACAAGUCGAGCGCGGAGCUGCGAGAAGAGAAGCUUAGACUUCUGCUGCUCCUGCGGAAGGGCGCCACGGGCGACACCACAGCGACGACGCCACUUCAGCUGAAUCGCAUUUUGGCGCGGACGGAGGAGGAGCAACGCUGGUUCGACGAGUACGACUGCGGACUGUUUAAGAAGAAGCUCGAAGAGAUGCGCCUGGAGAGCGACCAGGACCUCGAAAGCGCGGCUGCGGCUGCGGAGGCCGCGGGCGCCGCGCUGGCUGCCGCAGUGGAGGAGGCAGCGAGCGGCGGGGGACGGGAGGACGAUGAGAAGGAGAAAGAUGACGAGAAGCCACUUGUCCCGCGCCGCGCGGACUCGUUUUCCUCGGCCUCCGGCGCCGAGGAGGACGACGAAGAGGCUGAGGAGGCGGAGGGAGACGGCGAGGCGGCGGAGGGAGACGGCGAGGCGGCGGAGGGAGACGGCGCGGGCGACAAGCCCGCCGACACGCCCGCGGCAGAUCUCGCGGCGCCGCGCGAGGAGAGGGACGAAGCGGCCAGCGCGCGAGGCGCGGACGGGGCCGUGGUCUCUGAGGCGAAGGAAGACGAAGAGAAGAAGGAAGCGAAGCGCGAGGCGGUUUCGGAGUUCCUCGAGGCGACGGGGCGGCUGAUUGCCGCCGCGGAACUCCCCGCGUGGAUUGUGGAGGACGAAGAGGAGGAAGUCGCGAACGCCAAGUCCGAGGAGGAAGACGACGACGACAGCGCGCUCGGCGGCCGGCGCAAGCGGCGCCAGCGCGGCUGCAUGAGUCGCGUGCGGUACUGCGACGCGCUUUCGGACGCCAAAUACGUGAAAUUAAUUGAGAAAUUCGAAAACGGCGAGCUCUGGGAAGAAGGGCUCGAAGAGGCCUUCGUCCGCGAGAUCGAACGCCAAGAACAGCGCCGCAGAAAACGCGAAAUGAACAAAUCCGCAGACCCACCCUCGGGCCCCUCGGGCGCGCCGCUCUCCCCGGCGGCGGGAGGCGGGGAGACCUCUGCGCGCGCCGGGCGCCGCGGCCGCAAGCGGCGCCUGCGCGACGACGACGACGCGUUCCUGUCGCAGGGCGCCGAAGACCCCGGCGGUGGCAGCAAACGCCACACGCCAGCCGUCUCAGCCUCGGGCGCCUCGCCCGCGCUCGCCGGCGCCGCGCCGCGGCCGCGCGGGCGCCCGCGCAAACAGCCUCCGGUCGGGCCCGACGGGCCCCUCGGGCCCGUCGGCCCUGCUGCGGCGGCGGGGCUCGGGCGCGGUCGGCGCCGGCGCGCGGCCGGCGCAGAACGCGAGUCCGACGAGCGCGAGGAGGGCGACGACGAGAGGGUGGAGCCCAGGGCGACGGCGGAAGGCGGCGGCGUGCGGGCGUCUGUGGUGCGGAGCCGCGCAGGCCGCAGCGCGGCGCCAGCGAGCGCGGGCGAAGAGGAGGAGGAGAACGAAGACGAAGAGACGGAAAAAUGA
This is a messenger RNA of Besnoitia besnoiti, 4815 nucleotides long. RefSeq names its product putative SWI2/SNF2 Brahma-like. Gene Ontology annotation, cellular component: nucleus. Gene Ontology annotation, biological process: positive regulation of transcription by RNA polymerase II. Gene Ontology annotation, molecular function: DNA binding; ATP binding; ATP-dependent chromatin remodeler activity. The coding region runs from base 1 to 4815 and encodes 1604 amino acids. NCBI's taxonomy places the organism in Eukaryota, Apicomplexa, Conoidasida, Eucoccidiorida, Sarcocystidae. The record is from RefSeq and is a predicted model, not a curated record. The transcript has 18 exons.